GCCGGCGCCGUGAGGGGGUCGCGGUCGUUCGGUCGCGCACGUUGUAUGCAUUUGCCAGUGCUGCGCGAAGAGCGUAUGUAGUUUGUGGUAUUUUUAAGGUGACUAGAACUGUCACGCAGCCGGCCUCAAAAUGUCAAAUCAAGCAUGGGUAACGCUAGCCACAAACGAUUCCUACAGUCUUGGAGCGCUGGUGCUGGCGCAUUCAUUGCGUGGAGUCGGUUCGGCAUAUCCAGCGGUGGUGCUUAUUACACCUUCCGUUACUGAGUCUAUGAGAGAGAGACUUCGCGCAGUAUUUGCUGAGGUGGUAGUAGUUGAUGUGUUGGAUUCCCGUGACGCCGCCCACCUCGCACUGCUGCAGCGGCCAGAACUAGGCAUUACCUUUACAAAGAUCCAUUGCUGGAAUCUCACGCAAUACGAGAAAGGCGUCUUCCUUGAUGCUGAUACUCUGGUCGUCCAAAAUUGCGAUGAACUGUUCGAUCGUGAAGAGCUAUCUGCUGCACCUGACGUCGGCUGGCCCGACUGCUUCAAUUCUGGUGUUUUCGUAUUCAAACCGUCCGCUGAAACUUUUAGCAACCUUAUCACAUUCGCGUCUGAACGUGGCAGCUUUGAUGGUGGUGACCAAGGUCUUCUCAAUUCCUAUUUCUCGGAUUGGGCACACGGUGAUAUCAACAAACAUCUACCAUUCCUUUACAAUGUCACAUCCGCCGCAUUCUACUCAUAUUUACCCGCCUUGAAACACUUUGGCCAAAAUUUAAAGAUAAUCCACUUUAUUGGAGCGGCCAAGCCGUGGCUACAGCAGUUUAAUUGGGAAUCUCGAUCCGUUCAAGCGCCAGAACAUUUGAGUAAUUUCUUGCAACUCUGGUGGGAUAUCUUCGUUGCUCAAGUUCAUGCACAGCUAGAUGUAAAUAUGGAUAACAUAGAAGACGACUCAUCGGUGGUACAUCAACAAGAAAUUGCCAAAUUUAGAGAACCAGUUUUCCAUAACAUUUACUAUGAGCCAAUAUUAGAUCCAGAUUCUGAAUUUCCAUGGCAUCACCCGGAUAAUCAAAAUCUCGAUUCUGAAAUAAAUAUACCAGAAAUUGAUAUGAGUCAGUUCCACGAUCCGUGGAAUAUUUACAGAGGACAUAUUCCGCCUAGCACAGAACAAUCUACACCAACUGAACAAACAAUAGAUGAUUAUCAGGAUAUGAGAAAAUAUGCAUGGGAUUACAUGCCACCACAACAGGAGUACCGUAAAUCUGAUAGUAGUUACAGCUGCGAACAAAAAUCUCCGGAUCAUUACCACUUACACGAGCAUAACGAAAUAAGCAGUACGUACUCAAACAGCCACCACUCUGAACAUAAACACCAAUCACACUUUUCACCUUUUCAUUCUGAAUCUCAUAAUUUUCAGCAACAUUCCGAACAUUAUUAUAAUAAUAAUUUAAGCGAUAGUGCUCAGCUACACUUACAAGAUACACAAAUGACAUUACACAACUCCGUCGAGCAGCAACAAACUAACCACCAAGAGCCGCAUCAUUUUCAUGAACAUCACUACACUUACAUUGAUCGGGCAGAAAAUAAUGAAAGCAAUUUAAAUGUACAGAAUAAUGAAUCUCAAAAUAAUAAUCACGUCUCGAAUAUACCUAAUAGUGUUCACGAUAACGAAGGAUCCAUAAAACAUAAAAAGUGGAAUAGGACCUUUCCUUCUCAGUAUGAACAACAAAACAAAACGGAGCAAGUAUAUACCGUGAUGAUGGAUCACGUCAGAAUGCGAUGUCAACAUUCAUCAGAAAUAAAAGAUAAUGGAUAUGAUUCCGAUAGCGAUAGUGAUGUUUAUGAGGAACCAAUACCUCGGCACCCAUACGAUGGCUUUUACUUAAGGCACAGAAUGACUAUAGACUCACGCGGGCGUAAGGUCUGCAUCCAUGAAAUACCAUUUAUUCCACGUUCGCCAACACCAGAGAGCUCAGAAGAAUUUGAAGAUGCUUUAGAAACAAUCUCAGAGGGUAGUAACGAUAAGUCAAUAAAUUACGAAGAAAUUCAAACUGGUGUUGCGGCUAACCUGGCACGUGUCGUUCCCGGCGCACCGCUGCAACAAGAGGCCGUAGACGAACUAGCGAGGCGGCAAGGGUGGGAGGCUGGAAACAUAGAUUAUAUGGGAGCAGAUUCAUUUGAUAAUAUAUGGGCGAAAAUAUCACAAACUCUAUCACUCAAUCAACCAGCCUCUCAAUCUGAGCAAGCAGCGGAAUCGCAAUCCGAACCUGCAGCACAACAAGUUGGAGAGACGGUAGCGGGUUCAGCAGUCGAGGCUGUUUCGGAAAAGCAAACAGUAUUAUCCGCACUAGAAAAGGAGGUUACAACUUCAACUGCGAAGAUUGAGGCUGAAGUUCCUAAAUCGACAGAAUCUGAAAUAAUGGAUUCUGUUCCUGCAGAAGUUUCAACGCUAUCCAAGGAACCGGAACCAGCCGAAAUUCCAGUUCCACCAAGCGAAGCUAAACCGUCAGGUAAAAUAGAAGAAUCAAUUCCAGUUCCGGCUGAGGUGGCAGCAGAAGUUACUGAAAUAGUGGAUGUUGUUGUCCCUGUAGAAUCCUCAAGUCCUAUUGUUGUAACUGAACAGCCCGAGCAAACUGAAAUACCAGUUACUGCCUUAGAAGCGUUAAAAAUCGAUGAACCUAUCCCUGAAGCUCUUCUACCGGUAACAGUUGUAGAACAGCCGCCGGUACCAGAGCCAACUCCAGAAGUUCCCGCACCCAUACCAGAGGCAGCUGAAUUAAGACCCGAAACACCAGCACCUACCGAAGCUGGCUCUGACAGUCCACCAUUAGCUAAUACACCAUCCAAGGAAGAAAUCCCUAAGGCACCAAUUGCCAAAUCGGAGGAGCGUCGCAAGCCGGUGGGCAAGUUGCAGCUGCGGCCGCCCGUAGCGACGGACCCGCUGUCUACACCCGACAGCGAGCUGGAGGACGCCGCCACGCUCGCGCACGCCAUCAUCGCCGGCGAGCUGCGCACACCCACCGUCACCGCGCCCUCGCCGCCCGCACACUCACCCGCCACCCCCGCCGUCCCUGCCGAGCAACUCUCUCGCCUGUCCAUCCAGGAGCCCGAGGUGCCCACCCCGCCCGUCGGCUCCGUCGCACUCUCGCAGAUCGGCGUCAAGCCGAAGCCUUCCACUGCCGCUCAGAUCGAGUCAUCGGUCUCCGCAAAGACAGAGGUCGCUCCGAAACCAGCCGAGGCGUCCGACGCGCCCAAGAAGAAGAUAGUCAAGAAGGUGCUCAAGAAGGACAAGGAGGGCGUGACGAAUGCGGAAGCGCCGGUGCCGCCGCCACGCAAGAAGGAAAAGAAACCUAAAGAGAAAUGAGUGCCCGCCCCUCGCUCCCGAUAGUUCCUCUGUGCCAUAAUUGUAGCCUCACCUCAAUGUUAUUAUUUAAUUUCAAUUUGCUUAUUUUGUAUACGUGUAAUCUUUUUAUAUAUGAUUAUGAAUAAUACUUAAUAAUACUCGCUACUACACGUCCGUUAUUGAAUUAAAAUGAUGUAUCUACGGUUUAUAAUUUCUAUUACAUAUUAUGCCAAUGUGUUAUUUUAAAAAGUGAUGUAUUUGGUUUUUAAGAUUUGAUAUAUAAUAAUUACCAAAGCAUGACACGUAUUUAUUAAAACAAAGUGUUAUAAAAAUAUUUGUAUUAAAGUAUAUUUUUAAACGA
Messenger RNA from Nymphalis io (European peacock), 3680 nucleotides. RefSeq lists its product as uncharacterized. Bases 131 to 3340 code for a protein of 1069 amino acids. Lineage: Eukaryota; Metazoa; Arthropoda; Insecta; Lepidoptera; Nymphalidae. Gene Ontology annotation, cellular component: cytoplasm. The record is from RefSeq and is a predicted model, not a curated record. Gene Ontology annotation, molecular function: glycosyltransferase activity. The transcript has 9 exons.